AUGAAGAAGAACAUCAAAAAGGAGCGUGAGCAAAAGAAAAGAGAGCAGAAAACCAGAGAAGAGGAAGAAGAGAAAAGAAAAGAGGAGGAAGAACGACAACAGAAGAAGUGGGAACAUGAACGAGAAGCUUUGGAGACAAAAAUCAGGUCAGAAUCAGAAGAAAAGGAGACGAUUGACAGAAAACUGGAAGAGAGCAGAAAAGAGAUGGAAGAAAGACGGAAAGGCUGGGAGAAAGAACGAAAAGAGUGGUGGGAAAACCGACAACGAGAAGAUGAAGAGAGACGUCAAGAGGAGGACAUAAAGCUAGAAAAGCUUCAAGAGGAACUUAAACAGGAGAGAGAAAAUUAUGAAAAGAAAAGAAAAGAAGAUGAUAAAAAAAUAAAAGAACAGCAGAAAGAAAAACAAGAAUUAGAGAAAAACUACAAGAAAAUAAUGGAGGACAUGAAGAAGAAACAUGAAGAGGAGGCCAGAAGACAAGCUGAAGAACUGAAUGAUUUCCAAAAGAAAAACAAAGAUCUGGAAACUCUGAUGAGGAAACGUAACGAGGACCUGAAGGAACUGAAGGACCUGAAGGAGAAAUAUGAGGAAAAGCGUUGUACCAUCUCCUGA
Melanotaenia boesemani (Boeseman's rainbowfish) is the source of this 609-nucleotide messenger RNA. RefSeq names its product vicilin-like seed storage protein At2g18540. NCBI's taxonomy places the organism in Eukaryota, Metazoa, Chordata, Actinopteri, Atheriniformes, Melanotaeniidae. Bases 1 to 609 code for a protein of 202 amino acids. The record is from RefSeq and is a predicted model, not a curated record. The transcript has a single exon.